UCCCAUGCACCGUUUUUGGCGGAGUGUUCGUUCUGCCAUACUACAACACAGGCACUUAUAGGCCAGUAUUGUCUUAUGUAAUAUGUUUAUAUUCUAAACUUUUCUUUCAUUGCAUUAAAUCAGGGUAAUGUUAUAUUAUGAAAUACCUCUUUAAUAACAAGUUCAUGUUUACUGUUGGAAUGAAAGCUAUAUAGUAGCCAUUGGGUAACAAUUUUCUUUGUAUUGAGGGACUUUACUCAUUACAAUUGAUCUUAUGCAUUGGCAUCAUGUUGCGGGACCAUACGCAGUGUAUAUAAUGUUGCAGGACCAUAUGCAACAAUUACAUAACUAUGUUUACAUGUUGCGGGACCAUACGCAUCAUGGUGUAAUUUUUGUUUGUGCGGGACCAUACGCAUUAUUACAAUUGUUUUUUGCGGGACCAAACGCAUCUCCAGUGUUCACAUAUUACAUGGCUUUGCAUAUCUUUGUAAAUUGUUAUUUUGUACAGCAUCAGAGUCUAAGUUUUCAUGCAACUUAAGUAUGGGGUAUUUGCAAUGAAACAAAUAUACUAAGAACCCUGCACCUUAUGUACAAUACUUAGCAGAGUGUUUCUCCUCUGGUUAUCACAAAACCACACUUUGAUCUCAGCGCAGAUUGUUUAUAUUGACUUGCAUUAAAUUUACAAUCAAUUAUAUCUGGGAUACUUAAUUUGUGUACUGCAUAUUGAUUGACAUACAGCCCAAUUCAGAUAUGUCCUGAACUGUCUGUGGAACGUCUCAAUAUGUUUCAAAGAAUUUCUCUUGGUCUGUAAAUUUAAAUAUAUAUCAAAUAUUUUAAUUUUCGACUCUAUAUUCAGAUUAAUCAUGCCACCAAAGAGAGGACAGAAGUCCCUUGGCCCCCCAGCAAACAAAAGACGGAGGUUGGCCAAUCCUACCAGAGAAAGCACAGACAUACAGACUGUAACAGCCGUACAACCCCAACCUUCAGCUAUUGACUAUGAUAAGUUGGCCCUGGCUAUUAUUAAACACUCCACCCCAGUGAAUGAGGUAGAAAACUCAGUGCAGCAGGAAGUCCCAUCGACUGGUCGACCAAUGAACACUGCGAAUGGAGAGUCAACCGCUACGGCCAAUACCGGUAAUCAAACUUCAGCCAUCUUAGGCCCUUCAUCUGUCCAACCAGAGGAUCAGACGGCCAAUGUGUCUGCUGCAGGAUUAAACGCCCUUCUUGACAGUGUAUUCACAGGAAGCUUUCCAGGUAGCUCCACACCUCAACCUCACACAGACCAAAGUACCGCACAGACUUUUAGUCAUUUGACACCAAUUAGCAAAAAGCUCUUAGCAUCUGCUUUGUCCACCUCUUCUGCAAUGGCAUAUCGCAGAAGUUGGAAUCUUUUAUUGGGUUGGAAACCUCAACUUUCACUUCCAAUUUCAGUAGUUGAUGUAUGUAACUUUAUUGGCCAAUUAUUUAUUGAUAACUAUUCUCCCAGCACCAUUUUCUCACAUAUAUCAGCCAUCAGUUAUGUACACAAAAUUUUCAAUUUACCUGACCCAACACAAGCCUUUGUGACAAAAAAAAUUUUAAAAGGUUGUCAGGCCAUUGGCCAGAGAAAGGAUACCAGAUUGCCCAUAACUGCCCCCAUCCUUCAAAAAUUACUUUCCGCUUUAGAACACACUGUUUCACAGUACCCCACCAGGCUUCUGCUCCGUGCAGUUUUUCUCUUAGCUUUCCAUGCAUUCCUCAGAUUAGGAGAAAUUACAGUUAAAUCUCUAAAAUCCAAGCAUCAAGUAUUGCAGAGGUCAGAUGUCACAUUCAAUCAAAGUUCAUUAAGUGAAGUACAAAUCAUUAUGAGGGACUACAAAACAAAUAAACAUAAAUCCCCACUUAUUAUUUCAAUCCAAGCAGGUCCAGAUUCUGCUUAUUGCCCAGUAAAAGCACUACACAAUUACCUGCAAUUGUUUCAACACACAUCAGGCCCGUUAUUUCAAACUUUGGAUGGCCUACCAAUCACAUACUCUAUGAUUACCUCCCAUCUUAGAUCCGCCAUUCAAUUUAUUGGUCUUAGCACGGAACAUUUUAAGGGCCAUAGUUUCAGAAUUGGGGCAGCAACACAUGCAGCUUCUCUAGGUUUCUCAGACCAAGUCAUUCAAAAAUUAGGUCGGUGGAAUUCUGAUGCUUUUAAACACUACAUUCGGAUACAGUCAUUUAAACUCUGAUCAUUUUAUUAAACCUCA
This is a messenger RNA of Magallana angulata, 2210 nucleotides long. RefSeq names its product integrase/recombinase xerD homolog. The transcript is spliced from 2 exons. Bases 843 to 2192 code for a protein of 449 amino acids. Gene Ontology annotation, biological process: DNA recombination; DNA integration. The record is from RefSeq and is a predicted model, not a curated record. Gene Ontology annotation, molecular function: DNA binding. Lineage: Eukaryota; Metazoa; Mollusca; Bivalvia; Ostreida; Ostreidae.